GCCGGCGCGCGCGCGGAGGAUUUUUUCCCCGAUGGCUGGGCAGAGGCUGGCGGCGGGCUUCCUGCAGGUGCCCGCGGUGACACGAGCCUACACCGCGGCCUGCGUCCUCACCACGGCCGCAGUGCAGCUGGAGCUCCUCAGCCCCUUCCAGCUCUACUUCAACCCGCACCUGGUGUUCCGGAAGUUCCAGGUCUGGAGGCUCAUCACUACCUUCCUCUUCUUCGGGCCCCUGGGAUUCGGCUUCUUUUUCAACAUGCUCUUCGUGUUCCGCUACUGCCGCAUGCUGGAGGAGGGGUCUUUCCGAGGCCGCAAGGCCGACUUCGUUUUCAUGUUUCUCUUCGGUGGUGUUCUUAUGACUCUGCUGGGAUUCCUGGGCAGCCUGUUCUUCCUGGGCCAGGCCCUCAUGGCCAUGCUGGUCUAUGUGUGGAGCCGUCGCAGCCCUCACGUGAGAGUCAACUUCUUCGGCUUACUCAGCUUCCAGGCACCAUUCCUGCCCUGGGCUCUCAUGGGCUUCUCGCUGCUGCUGGGCAACUCGGUUAUCACAGACCUGCUAGGGAUCAUUGUGGGCCACAUCUAUUACUUCCUAGAAGAUGUGUUUCCUAACCAGCCGGGAGGCAAGAGACUGCUGCUGACACCCAGCUUCUUGAAGCUGUUACUAGAUGACCCUCCGGAGGACCCCAACUACCUGCCCCUUCCUGAAGAGCAGCCAGAGCCCCAACUGCAGCCCCUGGAGCAGUAAGCCCACUCUGGCCAGCCCGAGGCUUCUGACAGCACUGUCCUUCCCUCCGCCUCAGCUCCAGCUGAGCUGCCCAUCCGGAAGCCUCAGUGCCUCAGCCAGCAAUGCCCCACUUCUCUGUACCAUCUCUCUGCUCAACUGUAAUGACAGGACACAGGGCCCAGAGAGGCCCACAACUGCCUACAGACGCCUAGCAGAGUUCAAAUCACAGACUAAUCACAGGUCUCUCCUGCAUGCUCCCAGGGCCUCUAUGGAGCCCUCAGUCCCAGUCAACAGGAGCCCGCCUGUGGGGCCCAUGGCAUCCACCCAGCCUCUCUGUCUUCAUUUCAAACAAGCAAGUCUUCACCUUCUCCAGCUGCUGACCAAAGGUCCUAUGGUCUCAGGAGCAGAGGCCAAGUGUGGCCCUCUACCACACUAAUGAGUCCAGGGCCUUGAGCGCUGUUGAAGCAGCAGCCCCUGUACAGCAGUUCGGGACAGUCCUUCUAUGUGUCUUACAGCUCGGGCCUGUGUGGGCUUUCCUACCUAGCUUUCCUAGACACUGUACAUGUGCCCCACAGGGCUUUCUCCUGGAUGCCCAACAGUACGGGAAUCCCCCAACCAUGGCCUGUUACUUCUAUGGCAACAAAACUGUUUUCUACUGA
Messenger RNA from Apodemus sylvaticus (European woodmouse), 1377 nucleotides. It is a transcript of the gene Derl3, whose product is annotated as derlin 3. The coding region runs from base 32 to 739 and encodes 235 amino acids. The transcript is spliced from 7 exons. Gene Ontology annotation, molecular function: misfolded protein binding; ubiquitin-specific protease binding. Gene Ontology annotation, biological process: endoplasmic reticulum unfolded protein response. The record is from RefSeq and is a predicted model, not a curated record. Gene Ontology annotation, cellular component: Hrd1p ubiquitin ligase ERAD-L complex; endoplasmic reticulum membrane. NCBI's taxonomy places the organism in Eukaryota, Metazoa, Chordata, Mammalia, Rodentia, Muridae.